GUGGAAGUGUUCUGGUGAUUCUCGCUUUGCUGCUUUAGCUCCGGAGUAUUUGGCGAUGGGGCAGCUGGAGGUGUGGAGGUUCAUGUCAAGCUGCUGUUCUUCAUCACCCCAUGCCUAAAUUAUUGGCCUCCUGGACUUGAUUUUCUGCUCUAUUCACACCUUGCCUACUUCUGGGAUAAUUUCACUAAGCACUACUUUCAUGAUGUCUUCCUGCUUCAACAGUUUCAUGUAGUUUGUUUAAUUUCGUGAGGCCAUGUUUGUUUUAUUGGACACUUGGAAGAAGUUCCUGAGUCAUAAAAUUCUCAUCUAAGACAGUUGUUUAUUUAAACUUCAUGCAUCAUAACCACCUGGAGGAUUUGUUAAACGCAGAUUUCUGGGCUCCACCAUUUCUUGUUCAGUAGAUGUGGGGUGGGGCAGAGUUUCUAACAAGUUUUUAGGGGAUGUUGAUGGUCCUUGUCCAAGUCAUACUUUGAGAAUGACUGUUCUAAAAAACCAAGUUGACAUCAGCUGAAGGAAAUAAGCCUGAUAAAAGUUAAUUAAGAAAUUAGAAGUAGCGGAGAUGUGCAUGCCCUCUUCCUUUCCACCAGAUGGCAGUUUUGGAGCCAGUAGAAAGGAAAGAUCAUAAAUUCAGAAGUUUAAUGCAUUCAAAAGGAUUAAUAUCAUACAGCGCCAUUUGAUAAUGUCCAAGCACACAGAUGCCACAGAAGAGGUACUAUUGGAAAAAAAAGGUUGUGCAGGAGUCAUAACACUAAACAGACCAAAGCUGCUAAAUACAUUGAAUCUUAGUAUGAUUCAGCAGAUUUAUCCACAGCUAAAGAAGUGGGAACAAGAUCCUGAAACUUUCCUGAUUAUUAUAAAGGGAGCUGGAGAAAAGGCUUUCUGUGCUGGGGGUGAUAUCAGAGUGAUCUCGGAAGCUAAAAAUGCAAACCAGGAGUUAGCUCCAGUUUUCUUCAGAGAAGAAUAUAUGCUGAACAAUGCUAUUGCUUCUUGCCAGAAACCUUAUGUUGCACUUCUUCAUGGAAUUACAAUGGGUGGGGGAGUUGGUCUUUCAGUCCAUGGGCAAUUUCGAGUGGCUACAGAAAAGUGUCUUUUUGCCAUGCCAGAAACAGCAAUAGGACUGUUCCCUGAUGUGGGCGGAGGUUAUUUCUUGCCACGACUUCAAGGAAAACUUGGUUACUUCCUGGCAUUAACAGGAUUCAGACUAAAAGGAAGAGAUGUGUACAGAGCGGGAAUUGCUACACACUUUGUAGAUUCUGAAAAGUUGGGCAUGUUAGAGGAAGAUUUGUUAGCCUUGAAAUCUCCUUCAAAAGAAAAUGUUGCAGCUGUCUUAGAAAAUUACCAUACAGAGUGUAAGAUUGAUCGAGACAAGUCUUUUACACUUGAGGAACACAUGGACAAAAUUAACAGUUGUUUUUCAGCCAAUACUGUGGAACAGAUUAUUGAAAACUUACAGCAAGAUGGUUCAUCUUUUGCCCUAGAGCAGUUGAAGGUAAUUAAUAAAAUGUCUCCAACAUCUCUAAAGAUCACACUAAGGCAACUCAUCGAGGGGUCUUCAAAGACCUUGCAAGAAGUACUAACUAUGGAGUAUCGGCUGAGUCAAGCUUGUAUGAGAGGUCAUGACUUUCAUGAAGGCGUCAGAGCUGUUUUAAUUGAUAAAGACCAGAGUCCAAAAUGGAAACCAGCUGAUCUGAAAGAAGUUACUGAUGAAUAUUUGAAUAAUUACUUUAAGUCUUUGGGAAGCAAUGAUUUGAAAUUUUGAGGUGACAGGCUUUUAAGGUAUAUUUUGUAGCAUGGGUUGGCAAUCUCCAGCACAUGGGCCAAAUCCAGCCUGCUACCUGUUUUUAUAUACUCUUCAAGCUAAGAAUGGUUUCUGCAUUUUUAAAUGGUUGGAAAAGAAAUCAAAGACUAAUGUUUCAUGACGUGGAAAUUAUAUGAAAUAUCACAGUUCACAAAUAAAGCUUUAUUGGAACUAGCUAUACUUAUCUGUUUAUAUAUUUUCUGUGGCUGCUUUGAAAUGAGUAGUUGCAAGAGAGAUGGUAAGGCCCACAAAGCCUAAUUAUUUACUGUCUGGAUUUUGUCAGAAAAAGUUUGCCACUCCCUGUUUUAGAAGAUGGAAAAAUGAAGGUUUUUAGAUACUUUGUUGAGUAGCAUAUCUAAUUGAAAUGGGAUCUUUAUUUUGCUUUUGGUAGUGGCUUCUAUCUGGGUUAAAUCAACUUAGGUAUAGAAUAUAAAAAAAGACCCUGAAAAUUGUUUUGGA
Cebus imitator (Panamanian white-faced capuchin) is the source of this 2257-nucleotide messenger RNA. RefSeq names its product 3-hydroxyisobutyryl-CoA hydrolase (gene HIBCH). Gene Ontology annotation, molecular function: 3-hydroxyisobutyryl-CoA hydrolase activity. The record is from RefSeq and is a predicted model, not a curated record. Gene Ontology annotation, cellular component: mitochondrion. The transcript is spliced from 15 exons. NCBI's taxonomy places the organism in Eukaryota, Metazoa, Chordata, Mammalia, Primates, Cebidae. The coding region runs from base 680 to 1759 and encodes 359 amino acids. Gene Ontology annotation, biological process: L-valine catabolic process.